This is a messenger RNA of Adineta steineri, 1440 nucleotides long. The record is from the annotation of a GenBank genome assembly. Lineage: Eukaryota; Metazoa; Rotifera; Eurotatoria; Adinetida; Adinetidae.
AUGAACGCAAAGAAUGAAGAGCGUCUUCUUAAUCAAGAUGAGUUGCAAGAUCGAACUUAUUUUCUUAAUAUUAUUAAGUCAAAAAUAUCUGAAGUUAAAUUGGAAAUUCAAAGAUUGCAGCAUGAAAUCGAAUCAUUAAGUGAAAAUAAACGACAAUAUAUUGUAUUGAAUAAAACUGCUGAAGAUUUAUCUGAAAAAGUUAAAAAUUUACAAAAUGAUUUAGAAGAUUAUAACAUGGCACGCAUGAAUUCAUUUUGUGAUGUUACAAAAGUGAAAAAAGAAAUUCAAGAUUUAAAUGCACAUAAUCAACAAGUCGAAUCAUCUAUUGAACAAAUGUAUCUUGAAAAACAAAGAAAAGAAGAACAAAUUCAACGACUUGAAUAUGAACUUACUAAUGAUAAACAAAAGCUUGACACAUGUCGAACAAAUCUAGAUUACAAUCAAAUUAAAACUACAUCGGAUCAAUUGCAAUAUGAAAGAAAUUGUAUGGAAAAUGAAAUUUCUAUCUUAGAUAAUCGUAUGAAUAAAAUGCGUGAACAAAUGUUAAUUACUGUUACCCAACAAGAAGCUUUAUCUCUCAUCGAACAAAUUUCCGAACUUGAAAUAAAACAUUAUCAAUUAAUAAAUGACAAUCAAAAUCUUUCAACAACUGAAGAAGCAUACGAAAAAUUAACUAAUCAAAUGAACGAAGAUAAUGAAGAAUUAAUAUUUUUAGAACAACAAAUUUCGGAAUUAUGUAAACAUAAUGAAAAUCUUAAACAAUUAGUUGAUAAUAAUAUACCAGAACACGAGAUAGAUGAUGAAUUAUUUUUAUUGUAUGAACGAAUUUCAAAUGAUAUUAAAACUAUACAAAAAACUAAUUUAGAUUUAAUAGUAUUAAUACAAGAUAAUUGUACACAAUUAAAUAUAAAAUUUAAUCAAUAUAAAAAUGAAAAUGAAAAAUCGCAUAAUACAAUAAUAAUUCUAAUUGAACAGCAUAGAAAACUUAAACAAGAUUAUAUGAAUUUAGAAGUACUUGAUAAAAAAUUACUAGAUGAAUUGCAAGAAUUAAAAAUAAAAUAUAGUAAAAUGCAAGAAGAUUUACAUAGAUUCAAUGAUUUAGAAAGUUUAAAACAUAAAGCUGAAAAACGAAAACAACAAUUAAUUGCAGAUAAAAUUAAUAUGAUAAGACAAAAACAAAUUACUAAUAUGGAAAUUCAAACAUUGCAAACACAAUUUGAAUCUAUUCAAAAACAAUUACAAGAUAAUGAAAUACAUCAACAAAUUGUUAAUUUAGAAAAAAAACUUCAAACUGCAUCUGAAACAUUAUUUACUCUUGAUGAAUUGCAAGCAUCACAAAACUUCCAAAAUCAAUAUGAACAAGUCAAACAUCAAGCAUUGCAACUUGUCGAAAAUUAUAAUCGAUGGUUAAUUGAACAAUAUAAAAAAUCGUCCAUAUAA